Messenger RNA from Saccharomyces eubayanus, 2694 nucleotides. RefSeq names its product Scd5p (gene SCD5). The transcript has a single exon. NCBI's taxonomy places the organism in Eukaryota, Fungi, Ascomycota, Saccharomycetes, Saccharomycetales, Saccharomycetaceae. The record is from RefSeq and is a predicted model, not a curated record. Bases 1 to 2694 code for a protein of 897 amino acids.
AUGUCUUUUGAUUGGCUCAAUGUUCCAGGAUUGGACUUAGGCAACGGGGAUCAAACAGAAAGGAAACAAUCCAAUGGAUUGGGUCCACCCAGUGUAUCUUUCGACUUUGGUGUGAACACWUCUGCUCCACGCGAUUCUAAUUUCUGGGAUCAAGGUUCACGAAGUCAGAGCGAUACGUCUUUAUCCUACAGAAAUAAUCUUCCAACCGCAGGAGCUAAUUCCGCACUCCAAUUGGGUUCUCCUGAAAAGGGAGAUCAUGCAGAAGUGCAAAAUCUUUCUGGAGGUGAUGGUUAUGCAGAGACACCUGAGGAUAUGCAAGUCCCGUUGUCUCUGUCACAAAACCAACUUACACGCGAAGAAAUAAGGACAUAUUUAAGAUGGUACAACUAUAUAUGUCUGAGAACACAUGGGAAAUUAGUCAAAUUAAAUGACGUUUUCAGAUUCUUAUCCAAUUUCAAUUUAUCUCAGCAAAUUAAAGAAAGAAUAAUGGAAAUCUUCCGUAGUUGCAAAAAUGCAUUGAAUAUCGGUCAAUUCUUUGCUGUUCUGAGGCUUAUUGCUAGAGCUAUUAUCCAUGGCAUUUUACCCGUAAGAAGAAUGAUUUUAGAGAAGGCACCUAUACCUAAACCUCGUCCUAUUUUGAGCAGUGACAAUCACGAGGAGGUUUACGAAGAAGUAGAAGAUGAUGAUAACAAUAACAAAGCGGGUGAUCAAAAGGUCGACUUCGAUUCAUUUGCUUCACUGUUACUAACUGGUACAACAAUAAGAAAAAGACUCAGAAGGAGAGUUAAAAACACAAACUUUAAGAGUAAGAAAGUUAGAUUUUCAGAGCAUGUGACGUUUCAAGAUCCUCCGAAUCCAAGCCAAAAAUCAUCCAAUAAUGUCAACGAGCCAAAGAAACCGAUUGGCGAAAAUGAAGAUGGAGAUCAAAAUCGUAGUAAUAAUGGCCCAUUAGACUUGACAUUGCCCAUGGACCAAUUAUUGAAGAGACUAUACAAAGGGAGACAAAAUAGUGGGCUAGUCUCAAGCUUACCGAGCGAACAACAAGAAACUGAAGAGGAAAAGAAAGUCCUGGAGGAUAUGAAGGACUCAUUAUCCCAUUUCAAACAAAUUCAGACCGUGGAUUCUGCGUCACUACCAAUGUCAUCCGCACUUUUGCAAAAUGGUAAUAAUCGGCCAAACAAUAAUGCUAACAACAACGGUGUUCCACUGCAAGUGCCAUUAGAACCUUUGAAACCAACUGCAACAGGUUCUGCUAAUCAUUUAUUGCGAGAAGAAUACAACCAAGGAUUAACUCCAAACAAUGAAACCAUUCAAACUGGCUUACAACCCUUGAAACCAACAGCAACUGGUUCAGCAAAUUACUUGAUGCGGAACCAUAUAGAACAACCUCAAUCCAUUCAAUCCACGAAUGCACCUGAUACAAUGGUAAACUCUGGAGGGCUUCAGCCUUUGAAACCUACCGCCACCGGCUCGGCAAACUACUUGAUGAAACAACAUCUGUCACCUUCAGUGAAUAGCACGACACCUUCAAUGUUUCAAGGGCAAUUCGCGGAUCAGUAUCCUUCUCCGCAACCUACAGGUCAUUUUGUGAAUUCCCCUAACAUUAUUGUUUCUCAAAGUAACCAGCAGCAGCAACCGCAACAACAACAACAACAACAACAACAACAACAACAACAACAACAACAACAACAACAACAACAACAAUCUUACCAAACAACCGGUACACCUCAACCAAAAAUCGAGCUAUCAAAUAUAUCUCCUCAGCACACAUAUUCUAACAAUAUUCGAAUCAACAACGGGAAUAUUAUAUCGAUGCCAAAAGUGGAAAUAUCAAACGCGCUUUCUCCUCAAAAUACGUUUUCACAACACCAACAACCACACUUGGUUUCUCCUCAAAACUCGUUUGUUAAAAACCAAUCAACUAUGAUUUCUCCACAGAAUACAUAUUCUAAUAACCAACAAUCGAUGAUAUCUCCUCAGCACACAUAUAACAAUAACCAACAGCAAAUUCACCACCUUCCACCACCCCCACCUCCGCGGAUCCAGCAGCAGCAUGAACAACGGCCAGCCAUUAUUUCUCCCCAACAUUCAUACCUUGACAUGCCGAAGCCAAAUAACAUGUUGUCCACUCAAAAUUCAUACACAAACUCAAAUCAACCAAAUGUACAUUCUCCAAACUUCUUGUCACCCCAGAAUGCUGCCAAUAAUUACUUCCAGUCUUUGCUUUCCACCUCACCAUCACCUAAUUCCACUCCACUAACUGCCUCCAAUAUUAAUGGAAAUUCUAAUAACGUUAGUAAUAACUUGAGUUCUUUCCAGCCUAAUAUGACAAGUGGUAAUCCACCAAUGAACAUUAGUCAAUCACACCAGACAUACAAUGGCAAUUAUUCGAUGAUUAAUCAACAGCAGCAACAUCCUCACUCACAACAACCAAUAUAUGGGGGACAGUUAACCCAAAUGCAACAACAGCAUCAAGGGCAAUCCCAGUUUAACAACUGCGAUAUACACAACCAAGCAAACAAACCUAAUUACGGUAUGCUAGGGCAGCAAGUGCAACAACAACAACAACAACAACAACAGUUUCCAUUGUAUACUGAUACAAAUAGAUCCAAUUCAAGCGAUAUAUUGGGUAAUUUACAAUCUUUGCAGCAGCAAGUUGAUGCUUUACAAACCCAGUAUAAUAGAAGACCGUGA